AUGUGCCUGGCCGGCCCAGGGGCACGGCUGCCGCCGGCCGAGACCUGGCGGCAGCAGCGCCGGGCGGCGGAGGCGUUGAAGGCCGAGGUCUUCCUACUGCUGAGCUUCAAAGGGGUAGAUGACAUGAACAAAGAGAAUCCAGCUGAUGCACACUGGGUCAAAGAGGUCUAUCACGCUUAUGAUGGUCGGGGACGACAAAGUUUGGUGUCCGACUAUCAUCGCUUUGCCCAAAAUGGCUCCAUUUUGGAGGACUACAAAGAAAUUCCUGGCAGUUUCUUGGCACCUUUGCUGACCCUCGAAGGGCGCAACGCUUUCCACCUACGAAACUUGUGGCAUUGUUAUGAGCUCCUCAUUGAAGAGGAGAAACGUCGGGGCCAUUCCUUCGACUAUUGGAUUUGGACGCGGCUGGACUGGCACUGGUUAGCACCGCCACCUUCACUGGAGGUCUUUGAUUCCCUUCCAACCGCUGUGUGGAUCCCUGAUGGGUCAGAUUGGGAUGGCAUCAAUGACCGCUUUGCCCUGGUGCCAAGACGCUAUGGCAAGGCCUACUUCGACCGAUGGCCCGGGAUUUUGAAUGGCAGCCUUUAUUCCAUGAUGCGUGCGGCAGCCCCCCCAAAGCUGGAGUUGUCUCCAAAAUUUUUUGGAGGUCCCGAGUGGUCGCUGCUGGCGGCUUUGCACUGGUGGCGGGUCCCUGUGCGCCGCUUCAGCGCCACCGGCGCGGUGCUGUGUUUGAACAGCCGCCGGGCGCGCUAUGGGCGCUGUACAAUGCCCAGGACGGAGGAGGAGUUCUCCUUCAAGUAUAGCGCAGAAUUCAGUGAAGCCAGCGGCAGCGUCGCGCGGCUGCAGAUGGGCUGGUCCUACGCCUUUGGACCAGCGCCGUUGUUUGAUCCGCCUUGCUUUGAAGAAGUAGAGGAUCAACAGGAGUGCUGCAACCGCAGGGUUCACGGCGUUGCUGGCAACCCCGAGUGCUGGAGCGACGUCUUCGACCAUGCGCGGUGCUGCCAGCAGAGACAUGGGCUCUACAUUUUGCCCAGCGUGUCAAAAGCAUCAGAGCUUCUGGAAAGCGGUACCUGGUUGGGUUGUCAAAUGCGGCCUCUCAGGUACUGUGCCUCUUUGUUGGCCUGUGGUGGCAGCAGUGAAACGUUGUGUCUUGCGAGAACACUUAGAGACAGUGUUGGCCGAGCGAAAACGCAACUACAGUGGGAAACCCCGCAGCUGGUGGUACAGCGAGCAUCCGGUGCCAAAUCAGAGCAGUUUCCUAACAACGGCAGCCAUGGCUCCGCGGAUUUCGUCCCAUGCUUGGUGCUGGUCACAUGUGUGGCCAGCGUUCAGUAUGGCGUCCAAAGCUUCAGUCUCUUGAUCAUGGCCCUCUCACUUGCUCUGGGCUUGACCAUCGUUGCUGGAAUUCCAAAGGAUCAGCCAAUGAAAUGGGACGCGGAAGCCGUGGCGCCCGCCGGGCCUGUGACGCAUGCGAAAGCUGUGGAGUCAGCUGGCAGCUUGCCACAGAGUGCGGUGGUGCAGGAGAACACCCAGGUAGAAGCUGUCCCCUCUGCCACCCCUGCCAGUUGGACGGGUGAGACGCUCAGUGUGGUGUUGCCUUGCGCCUUUGAAGGGGUCUAUGCCUCGCGGACAGUGGAGUCGGUAUGGCAGCACACCAAGAAGGGCCGCCUAAAAGAGAUCAUUGUUGUGGAUGAUGGCAGUUCCCCCAAACUGGUGCUGGACCUUCACCCACCUCUGCGGGUCACUGCCACAUCGGCCGCCCCGCAGCCGGCGGCGCUACGCGGCAGUGAUGUGCCGGCGGUGCGGCUGUUAAGACACGAGAAGACCAUGGGUUUGAUCGCCGCCAAGAAAUCCGGUGGAGAUGCUGCCCUUGGGGAUGUCAUUGUCUUCUUUGAUUGUCACGUGAAACCACGUGAUGGAUGGGAGGAGGCAUUCCUGAAGCGCACUGCAGUUUGUCAAGCAACCUUUUUCGCCUUUUUUCUCUUUCUUCCGGGCCCUGGUUGGUCACACGCCGAUGCAUAUCGGCUCUGGGCCCUGUUUCAGGAAUUCCUUUGGCCAAUAACGGCUCGGGCUCCAGGACUUCUGGGUGCCCUGGACUACUUCCUGCGGUUGUUGGAGACCCUCUACUCCUUGGACGUCACCUUCACCCCAGCUCUACAAGCUCUUCGGGCAGUGCUUGGACCUCUCCUUCCUGGUGGUCUUCUACGUGGUCGUGCUUGGGCGGUGGUUCCGUCUUUGGAUCAUCGCUUGCUGCAGAAGAAGAACGGCACCAAGUACCUUUUACGAUUUCUCAGAGGUCGGUUGUGCCGCACUGCUGUCCCAGAUGCCGGCGCAAAACUUGAGGAACUCUUCAUCAAGAUGAAGCGUCCGGCAGGGAUGACCAUGAGUGAAUGGGCCAAUCAGGUCCAAGAGUCAUACAGAAAGGUUCAGAGAGCCUUGGUGCGAGCAAGACAAGUGAGCAAGCGAGAACCUCCAGGACAAGCUGUGGGAUCGACUGCAACGCGAUCCGAACCUCAAGCUGAACCACCGAGUCCGCAGAGGGUGAGAACUACACCAAGACCUUCCCCACAUCCAUCACCACCAACUUCUCCGAAGGAGACACCACAAGAUCGAGGAGCACAACUUUCGGGACAAGAUGACGGUCGUGGUGGAGCACUUCAUCCGGAACAAGGAGGAUAUGAUCAAGUACCUCAAGAAGAUCCUUCUGAACCAGGACAACAAGAAUGGACGGAUGAUGAAUGGCGUCAAUGGUAUCGCCAACGUCGAGGUGGUUACGAUGAUGGAGCUUCUUCGUCUUCGGGCGAGGACUUUGCAUGGGAUGAACUUGAAGUCGAAGAGGUGCAUGUCCUCCCAGACGAGAUUCUGGGAUGGCUGCUUUUGAGAAGGGCUAACCUGAGUGCAGCCAACAGGUUAGCGGUGCAAAGCAGUGUCCAGAACAGCCUGUUCUUUCGGGACAUUGAGAAUGCGCUGAGAGAUCAAGAGGAGGAGCUGCUUCAAGCAGAUCAACAUCGACUUCCCCAUCGCAAGAGGACUUACUGGGUAGAAGAUCAAGGUGUUUGGGGUCUACUAGUUUCUGAGGAUGCAGUAGAUGAUGCUGCUGCAGAGAUUCACUGGGUUGGAUCCCAUCUCCCUGCGGAGGUCUAUGUCCCUGAGUAUGCCGACGAGGAGAACGAAGAAGCUGAGGAGAUUCACUGGUCUUAUGACUACGAUGGUUGGCAUGGACAUGUUCAAGAUGUCUAUGGCGCCUGGUUUGAGACUGAUGGCUUUGGAACCUACUGGAAUGAGGAUGACUACUCCGACCUGACACCGGAGCAGACGAAGGAGUUGGACGAGGCCUACGCGGUCUAUGAGAACAAGAUGAGGACAUUCCAGCAGUCCAGACAGUUCCAACGAGCGAAGGGCAAGAGCCGUGGUUUCUAUCCCAUCAAGAUGAUGAAAGGUCCUCCCUCAUCGUCUUCAAGACCAAUGAGGAAGGGCGCAUACUGGGUGGAGUCAUUGACACCCAGCUCUUUGGACACUGUGUUCAUGGCCAUUCCGGAGGAUGAGAACGAGGCACAGAAUGACUUGCAGAUUGAGGAGAACUUCAACGUGGACUUUGCCAACGACGAGCACGACAAGCCGAUCCUGGACACCUUCAACAUGGAGAACACCUUCAACGUUGUCCCUGCCUUCAACGUUCCUGAGGAGGAGAAGCCAGAGCACUGCAUCUACAUGACGGAGGAUGCAGAGGUGAUCAACGACACCACUGGCUACGGUGUCCUGGAUUUGGGGGCCACUGAGACGGUGUGUUCCCUCGAGGCUCUUGAAGGUCUCAUGCAACGUCGAGCUCAAGUACAUGGCAUUGCAGAACCUGUUGAGGUUUUCUCUGGAAAGGAUGCCACAAAACCUUUCCGAUUUGGCAAUGGAGCAACUCAGGUAUCUUCUUCCUUUGUGAGGGUGCCUCAAAGACUUGGCGACCAGAUGGUGAAGUUAGGUCUUUUCACCUUGGAUGCCGAACGUGUCCCCAUUUUGCUGGGCAUGAGAACUCUUCAUCGCCUUGGCACUAUCAUAGAUGUGAGCGGCCGGUGGAUGGUGCUUUCACGAGUUGCACCGUCUGUGAAGAUCCCACUCGGCAAAAGUCGUGCUGGACACCUUUUGGUCGACCUCACUUGUGACUGGCUCAAAACGAGUCAACCUUUACACGAUGACUCUGAUUCGAAGGCGGCAUACAUGGUGCAGCCGAAGGUGAAUCAGGUGAACGACAUGAAGAACAUGACUUUGAUCCAGCGUUUGUGGUCCACUCAAGCCAGACUUCACAGUCAUCGCUGCCUGAAGUGGAUCAAAGCAUGCGGGACUACAUCCUGCGACAACUUGCCCACGAUCAAGCGCAUCGCACUGCGUUCUCUAGCAAUGGCGCCGAAGAAGAUGACCCAGAGCCUGAACCACAAGGACGUAGCUCCCCAGACAGAGAAGUACGACUUCACACGGACGCAACAGAUGAACCCAGCCGACCCGAGGGCUCUGGGAGCUCCGUGCUGGGGCGAGCACACUCCUGCUGCUCCAGGUCCACUGGCGAAGGACGUGGAGACGCAGGUGGCGGUGAAGAAGCCGGAGAAGGGAUCAUGCGAGCUGAUGGAUCGCAAGAUCGGGCUGGAUGGAGCCGAGCGCUCCCUGGUGAACCGCCUGGAGACGGUCAGACGACAGAAGGAGGCAUGGCAGCAGGUGCAAGACAAGAAGAACCUGCACAAGAACCAGUCUUCCAAAGGUUCACCAUCGGGCCCAGAAGCAUUGGGCCAUCCGCCCAAGGCAUCACCUUCAACGCCUUCACCAACACCAGCAAGUGGAGCCGGCUAUGGGAGCGAGACCAUCGACCUGACAAUGAACGUGACGCCAGGCAGAAAGGCCAGGAAGCCUCAGGAGUCAGCAGAGGACUUGGAGUACCAUCUGCGACAACAGCAGCAGGAAGCGGAAGAGUGGAGUUCCGGGUCCUUGCAUUUGAGUACACCCUUGGAUGGCUAUGAGAUGGCCGAUGACGAGUCAGAAGAUCCCGGAGAAGGUCUGCGACUCAGCAAGGAGGAGACUGCAUUUCUUGUUACGGAAGCCGAGACCUAUGUGGAGGAGUACGAGGAGCUCUUUCACAGUGUCAUGGCCCACCAACAGAAGGAACCCUUCAAGGUGAUGGAGAUCUGCUGUGAGGAGAACAGUGGUAUCACGAAGGCAGUAGAAGCUCUUGGAGGAAAUGGUAUAAGGUGUGGUCUUUUCAAUGGCUGCGACCUCAACAAGAAUGCAGGCUUCAACAAGGUAGUCAAGAUGUUGCGCGAUGAGAAGCCAGAUCUACUUUGGAUCUCACUGCCGUGUGGUCCAACCAGCAACAUCCAGGAACUCAACAUGCUCACCCCUGAAGGCUUCAACAAGGUGCAGGAGAAGGUGAGAAAAUCGAAGAGACUUGCAGCUCGUGCAGUACAUCUGAUGGAGAUGCAGGUGGCAGAGAAACGGGAUGUUGGCCAAGAAUGGCCGCGCUACAACAAGGCUUGGCAGUUCAGGUCCAUACAGGGCUUCUGGAGAAGCGUGACAACGUAUGAGGCUGCAGUGGAUGGCUGCGCCUAUGGACUACGAACUGACGAAGGCCUGAUGAAGAAACCCUGGAGGGUAAAAUGCACUUCAAAGAACAUCUGGCAACUGCAGCGCCUAUGCACUUGCGAAGAGCCACAUGUUCCAUGUGAAGGAGGCACCCGAACUAGAGCAUCAGCGCUUUACCCAAAGGCUAUGUGUCAACAGGUGGCCAGGAUUGUCAAGAAGAUUCAUGAGGAACAAGAACAACAAGUCUUUGCUGCGCAGGAUUCUUCUGACAACGAUCCUGACUGUCUCAAGCAGUUCACUGACCAGGAGCUGAUGAGAGUGGCCAGAGAACUGAUGAGUCUUCACAAGAAGCUGGGACACCCCAGUCGACAAGCCUUUGUGAAGAUGCUGCGUGACAGAGGAGCGUCUUCAAUGGUGAGAACCAUAGCCUCCAACAUGAAGUGCAUGGACUGUGAAGAAUCCCUGAUGCCACCAGCACGCAGAGCUGUGACCCUGGAGCAUGCAACCCAACUUUGGGAGGUGUUGCAAGUCGACAACAUGGAGUUCACUGUCGACGACACGACCUACCACUUCCAAGUCUUGGUGGACGAGGCUUCAGGCUACGGGGCAGCAAACUUCUUCUUUUCUCAUCCUGCCCGAGAAAGCCGCUGUCCUACUGGCAUGGAAGUUCUUCAACAGCUACAUCAAGGUUGGAUCCAGUACUUCGGCUACCCGCGAUGCAUCAAGCUGGACAAGGAGGGUGCCCAUCGCAGCAAACAGCUGGAUGAAUGGGCGGAAGCUCAUGGAGUUGAACUUGAAGGAAUCCCUGCCGAAGCACAUGGACAGAUUGGAAAGGUCGAGAGGCCGAUUGGCACUUUGAAGAGGAAGUUGUUGGCUCAACUGAGAUCUUCAUCAGCACCGCCAGAACUGGCAACAUGGGCCAUGGUGGCAGCACACAACACCAUGUCCAACAUUGGUGGCUACAGUCCUAUGCAAUGGGUAUUUGGUCGCAAUCCCACUGAUGGCGAUCGACUCCAUGAUGGACCCGAUCUACCCUACUGGGCUGGAAUGUCGUCAGAGGAGAAGAUGCGACAACGUCUUCAACUGCGACUUGAUGCCGGACAGAAGCACCAAGAGUUUACGCUGAAUGAGAAGAUCAAACAGGCCAACAACACCAGGAUGCCCAACUUGGUGAACUACCACCCGGGUGAUCUUGUCUUCUACAAGCGCUACCAGCCACCUCAAGACAAACAAGAACGUUCUCACAUUCCACUUGACAUUCCUCGGAGGCGUGUGGCUCGUUGGUAUGGUCCUGCGAGAGUGCUGGCCCUGGAGACCAGAGUCACCUAUGAUGGAGAUGGACGAUCUCCCAAGCAGAUCGCUUGGAUCAUUGCCUCUGGAAGACUGAAGCGGGUGACUUCACAACAACUUCGUUUUGCUUCAGAGCGAGAACGUGUCGUUGCAGAAUCUUCCAGCUCUACUUUGGCUACACCAUGGACGUUUGGAGACCUGACAUCGCUGAUCAACAAAGGAGAGUUUGAUGAUGUGACCAUGACUCACAAGCAAAUGGUCAGAGACACACAGAAGAAGCGAGCCGGUCCCAUCACGUCUGGAAUUGAUCGCUCUGGACAACAGAAGCGGAUCUUGGAGGAAGAGCAGGAAGAAGAGGAUGCAAUGUCAACGGGGCAUGGCGAGAACAAGAUGCCACGCCUUGAGGAUGAGCAAGCUGAGGAGUCCGAUGGCUAUACACCAUCAAUUGCUGACACUGUCAAGGACGAUGUUGACAUCGAUCGCAUGAUCAACGACCCCGAAUACAUGCCAUUUUCUUCACAGAGCUCAGGUCCACUAUUUCAACAUCCUCAGUUCUUGGAGGCACGUCGCCGCCAUGAACGACUGGAACGACCUCACCAUGUGCAAAGAGGAGAAUUCCUACGACAUGGAGAAGUUCCAGAUUCUACAGGAGAACAUCACGCUCACUACAUGGAUGUGGAUGAGACCUUGCCUGCCGGUGACUUCGAGGAUUUGGUUUUCGCCGUCACCAUCCCCGCUCCAAAGAAUGAGGACGAGUGGCGGGCCAUUGUGAAGGACCCGAGUCGCUUUGUGGCGAAGAAGGUGGCGAAAGGUGUCGAAGUGAGUUGGCAGAAGCUGAAUGUACAACAACGUUCAGCCAUGACAGAAGCAAAAGCCUUGGAGAUCAAUGAGUGGCUGACUUCACGUGUCUGUGAGGGAGCAAUUGGCAAAGUACCACAGGAUCGGUUGAUGAAGAUGAGAUGGGUGCUGACGUUCAAGAGCACCGACGAUCCUGGAACCCUCAAAGCAAAAGCACGUCUGGUCGUGCUUGGCUUCACAGACCCGGACGUUGGAUUGGUCAAUGUCCGAAGUCCUACCCUCAGUCGCCGUGGUCGACAACUGAUGCUCCAAGCUACCAGUCUGAAUAAUUGGGGCUUUCUUAAAGCCGAUGCAAAAGCUGCUUUCUUGCAAGGUGGUCCUACGCAAAGUGUCAGGAACAUCUACGGCAGACCGGUCAAGGAGCUGAAGGAAGCACUUCAACUUGAAGAGGAUCAAGCUGUGAAGUUUCUGAAGUCCGCCUAUGGGCUGACUGUGGCACCGAGAGACUUCUAUCUCUACGUGGCCGAGAUCCUCAACAAGCUGAAACUCUCAAGACUGCAAACGGAACCAUGUAUCUGGCGACUACGAGCUCCAGAUCCUCAAACCCAAGAACUACGAACGAUUGGUCUUGUGGGAGUGCACGUGGACGACUUCCUACUCUGCGGAGAUGAGAAGCAUCCAGCAUGGGUGCAGUUCCUGGAAGACUUCCACAAGUCCAUGAAGUGGAGCCCGUGGGAGACACCGCCUCUGGUGCACUGUGGUGUCCAGAUCGAGGAGACCUACCACAACGGCCUCCCUGGUUGGUUCUUACACCAGAAGGACUUCUGCAGUGGCAUUGGACAAGUGAUUGAGGACGGUACCACCAAGGACCUGACGGAGUCCGAACGGCACCAAUGCCGUGCAGUCCUUGGGGCCGCCCAAUGGAGAGUUUACCAGACAGCUCCACAUCACGCCGCCAAGCUAAGCCAUUUGCAGAGCAUUCUGCCCAAGGCCGACCGGAAGAUCAUCGCCGAGGUCAACAAAUUUGUGAGGGAGAUCUUUGGCCAGAAAGACAUUGGCCUGAACAUCUACGACCUCCAAGCACAAGACCCAGAUGAUCUGGUAGCUGUGGCGUGGUCCGACGCUGCAUUGGCCAACAGAGUUGACCUUACAAGUACUGGUGGCAUGCUGAUUGGCUUCGUUCACCGGCGCAUGGUCGAUGAAGGACAACGUGGCCCUGUGAACGUGAUCAGUUGGAGCAGCUCCAAGCUGCGCAGGGUAUGCCGCUCAAGUCUGGCAGCCGAAACACAGGCAUUGGCCGAAGCAGGGCCGGAGCUGAUGUUCGUCCGCAUCCAGUGGCGGGAGAUCCUGGGCGACGAGGUGAUCCUUCGAGACCCGGCCGAGACGGCCAAGAAGGUUCGCGGAGUUUUGGUCACCGAUGCCAAAGCCCUUUAUGAUGCAGUUCUUCAAGGUGAUCUGCCCUCCUUCAACAUGAAGGACAAAUACUCGGCUUUGGAGUUGCUGGUUCUUACCCAAAACCUGGAGAAGCAGCAGACGAGCUUGAGAUGGGUGAAUAGCUCUCAGCAGUUGGCUGAUGGCUUAACGAAACCAUCUGCUCAAGAUGCUCUUCGUGCCUUUCUAGCAGGUGGGCAGCAGUGGAACAUCUUGCACGAUGAGACGUUCACUGCAGCAAAGAAGGUGCACAAGAAGCUGGCGACCAAGACUGAGGAUGAUGGGCCAAAAGAGCCUGGAGACCCAACGUGGCUCGACCUUGUAGUACCUGCACGACGUGUGACCACGGGGCAUGUGAGUAUGACAGCUUCAGGUGUGUACAAGACAUCCCUGAUCUGGCUCAUGUUUGGAUUGCGACAGAAAUAUUUCCAAAAGAAAAAAGGCUAUAUGAUGUGGAACGCCGAUUUUACCUGGUUGGUUCAGCCUGGCCGUGAUGUACCCAUCAUGAGUGGUGGCCUGCUGGCUCUCAGCAAGAAGUGGUGGGAGGAGAGAUAUGGAGAGAUGAUGGUUUCAACAUGUUUCAACUUGCAAAGUGGCAAUGUGUGGCAAUCUUACAUGCCAUCUUCGAUCAACCAAGUACAGUACGGCUUUUUGCAAAUCAAACACAAUUUCUUUACAAUUCACACCUUUACUGGCGGCCGCUCACACGGCCUCCGCGCUCCGCCCUACUCAGCCCGCUGCCUCCCCAGAAGCCCGCGCCGCCCACCGGCGAACUCGCGCGUGUGCCCAGGUGCGCCUCGGCGACCUCCCCCGCGCCUCUACAGCGAGGCCCAGCUGCUCCAAGAGCUGCGCCGCCUUCCGGACUUUUGCGCCGCACCUUGGGCGCAACACCUGCUGCGCACUGUGCCCCCUUCCCUGGCUCAUCCAUACGCGUCGGCUCACGACGACGCCAUUUGGGCUACUACUCUCUCCGUACUCCUGGGUGAAGAGGCACCGCUUCCGGACACGGCCCGCGCCAUCGCGUUCCUUCCUGCCCGUCUCGGCGGCCUGGGCCCAGUGCGCGGUGUGCUCAACGGCCCUCGGUGGCGACUGGAUCGCGCCGGCUCUCCCGGCUGGCGAGGAGCCAUCCCUGGCGCUGAGACCGGUGGCUACGAUGACCACAUGAUCGCCUGGGGUGGGGAAAACAUCGACCAAUCCCUGCGCAGUUGGCUCUGUGGUGGUCGCAUUGAAGUGGCGGAGGGUGCCUUUGUUGCGCACAUGUGGCGUGAUCCCAACAACCCCAAGACGCGGCUCAAGUACACCAUGCCAACAGAGGAUGUGAUGCGAAACAAAGCUCGGGCAGUGUCUGGAUGGUUGUGGCCUUUCUCAAAGAAGACCUUCAGCACCUUUCCCGAGUACGAGGCAUUCUUCAACGGUGAAAACAGCAUCGGUGACCUCAGCAAUUUCGAACAGCUCAAGAAGAAGCUUCAGUGUGCAGACUUCUCGGCGUAUAUCCAGCGCUUUUCGUACGUCUUCAUUGAUGGUGGCCUUGUUCCAGAAAAGAUCUUUCAGCUCCAGGAAGAAUCCACCGGUCUGUGUUUGGAGCGUGAGGUUCAGGAUUCACGGAGUCACAACAUUGUCUUGGCUCCUUGUGUGAACCUGCAGGGAAACAAAGGGGUGCUGGAAACGCAGAUCUGGCACUUGGCAAACCGCGACCAUUCCCUGGAAGACGCGCCCUGUUGCAGUGGCAUCAUGAACUGGAACUUCCUGCAAUGCCUCUCUGCACCGGGCAAUCGAGCCUCAGUGAGAACGGAGGAGUGUGACAUUUCUGGCCACAAUGCAGGGCAGCACUUCAAAAUUGCUGAGGAGGGUGGUCCCUUGCUCUGGCGCGACGGCCAAAGCUGCCUGGCACCUGCCAGUCCUGAGGAAGCGCCAAGGAGCCGCUUCCAAAUGGAGCUGGAGCGUUGUGCUGUGAAGGUGGAACACCAAGAUCAAGGCAUACGCCUGCGGAUCGAAAAAGAUGCUCAGCUCCUGUGUGUCACGGUCUCUGGCGAUAGUGAGAGUGAGUAUUCUCUUGCCUUGCGCCAAUGUGCCGCAGAGACGGAUGGCUUCGCAUGGCGGCAGAUUUUUUCCACGGUGAAGGUCGCGACCGGGGCAGUGCAGCUGAAAGUGGAGAGCGUCAAUGUGUGCCUGGAUGCUGGACAGGGUAACAAUGUUCUGGCAUAUGUUUGCUAUGACAAGGAGAAUCCCAAUCAGAUGUGGAGCAUUUCCGGCUCUCAUUUGAUUUGGGAAGGCGGUCCAACCAACAGUUGUCUUCACGCGGUAGAGGACGCCUUGCGAUUCCGCAGCCUCCCCGAGCCGGAUCCCCUGUCGCUGGCGGCAUGCGCGGACAAGCCCGGCCAACGGAUCCGGCGUGCGGAUGUGAAGUCGGACGGGACGUUUCUACUGAGAGACGCGGAUACCGGGAAAUGUUUGGUGGCAAGGAGAGGACCGGAAUUAGAGACUCCAUUGAGACUCGCUGGUUGCGACGACAAUCAUCGAUUUCGAGAGCUGAAAGAUCGAAACCAGGUCCAACACGUUGCCACCGGCUUCUGCUUCGAUUCUGGUGCUGGUCCUCCAAUUCUCUAUCCCUGCCAUGAGCCAAAGGCAUUGCGAAAGCAACGUUUCCAGAUCGUGGAUUCCCCGGGCUGGGUCCAGUUCAUGCGCGGCUGGGACGACAACGGCCGCAAGCGCUUCUUCGAGCGCUGCCUGGACCACCAGCCCGCGCCGCCGCGGCGGACGCUGCUGAUGAGUUGCCACGAGGCGCAACAGGCGAAGAUCACCUGGCGACGGGUGAAUCAACAGGAACCCCUGGAGUGGCAACUGUGGAGGGAGAAUCCCAACACACGGAGCAGACCUUUGGGAGGGGACAUGGCGCCACCACGAUGA
Messenger RNA from Cladocopium goreaui, 11985 nucleotides. The record is from the annotation of a GenBank genome assembly. Lineage: Eukaryota; Dinophyceae; Suessiales; Symbiodiniaceae.